Molecule: messenger RNA, 1015 nt
Organism: Zymoseptoria tritici IPO323
Lineage: Eukaryota; Fungi; Ascomycota; Dothideomycetes; Mycosphaerellales; Mycosphaerellaceae
Exons: 1
Biological process (GO): transcription initiation at RNA polymerase II promoter; positive regulation of transcription elongation by RNA polymerase II
Cellular component (GO): transcription factor TFIIF complex; nucleus
Molecular function (GO): RNA polymerase II general transcription initiation factor activity; TFIIF-class transcription factor complex binding; DNA binding
Source: RefSeq, a predicted model, not a curated record
GCCAUUUCCGGUCAGUCCAUACGAUGAAUCUCAAUUCGUCCGACCCAUGCGUCUACAUCGCCGCUAUGCGCGAGAUAAGAUGGAGGUUGCGGAUCUGUCUGAUGCCAAUUCCGGCGCGGACGACAAAGAGCGCGAGCAGAUGACAGCACGUCGGGCGGAGAGACAAGCCGAGCGGGAGGAGAAUCAAAAGCUUAUUGCACCGACUGGUGGCGAAGCAAGCAAACCGGUAAAGAAGAAGGCGGCGAAGAAGGUCGAAGAGGGCCGCGACAACACAGAUCCCGUGCGCAUGAAGCGUCAACAGCUACGGUAUGAAGAAGCUAGACCUUGGCAUCUUGAGGAUUUCGAGGGAAAGAAUGUGUGGGUAGGAAGCUACGAACAAGCGCUGUCAGAGAACAGCAUCAUGCUGGUUCUGGCAGAAGGAGGCUUCCAGAUGGUGCCAGUCGAGAAGUGGUACAAAUUCAUCCAGACAAAUAAAGUGAACGCCAUGGACUCCGAGGAGGUUGAGAAGCAUAUGGCGAAGAAGUUCAACAUGCCAAGGUGGGCUCUAGGCACGCAAUUAGCGAAUGAGGUCGCGCGCAAGGAAGCGCGAAGCCAGAUGAUCCAAGCGCAUCGUGCGAAAUCUCGCGAGGCCGACGAUGAUGUGCCCAAACGCGAAAUGGACGACGGAGACUUUCAAGCAGACAAAGACAUGCUUGAUCUUGAUGUUCAGGAUGAGUUCCAAGACGACGACGAGGGUAUGCUUUUCCAGGGCGAGGAUGGCGAGGAUGGAGACGAUAUCGCCAAGCGCAUCUACCUUGAAAUGCGCGACGCAGGCUUGGGUGGCACUGGUGUGAAGAAGGAAGACGUGGACCCAGUAGAAGAGGAGAGGCGUAGAGAGAUGGCCGAGCGCGACGAGAUGGUGAAGCACAAGCGUCUGCGUAAGCAGCUUCGCAAGAAGGAGCACCAGAAUCAAUACGACUCGGACGACUCAAAUGCGGACCCGUACGCAAGCUCGAGCGAGUCUGUGGAUUCUGAU